GGAAGUAUCCUCCACACCGGAAUUCAUCACGCAGCUAGUUAUCAGCCAUUUUUAUUAGAAGCUGUACGAAAAAUAUAAGAUAUCAACACGUUCUUUUACAUUUCAAGGAUUUAAGUAACAUUUCGUCGCAGGGAGAACCCUUGCAGAUAUGUCUGACUUCAUCGACAGCGAGGCUGAGGAGUCAGAGGAGGAGUUUGAGGAGAAAGACCUGAAGCCUAAAAAGACUCAGGCGUUUAUGGAUGAUGAGGAAGAGGAUGAAGACUUGAACACAGAAGACCAGGAUGAGCACGGAAAUCUGAAGGGGCUCAUCGACGAUGACGUAGAUGAGGAUGAGGAAGAAAAGAAAAGUGGCGGAUCAGGCAGUGGCAGCGAUUCAGAGGAUGAAGUUCGACACAGAAGGAAGAAACGCAACUAUGAUGAUUACCUGGAUGAUGAUGAUCUGGACCUUAUUGAGGAGAACCUGGGUGUCAAAGUCAAAAGGAGGAAGAAAAAGUAUGACCGUGUAAAGACAAUGGAUGAUGACGAUGAUGAAGACGAUGAGAAGGACCAGAUCGCAGACGAGAUCUUCCACGGGGGAGACGAUGAUGGAGAGGGGGAGCUAGAGGAGGGUGAGACUGUCGACCUGCCCCUCCGUCGCCAUGGAGAACGCCAAGAAGAAGAGGAGGAAGAGGAAGGGGAGGAGGAGUCAGAUAUAGACGACUUUAUCGUUGAUGACGAUGGCCAGCCUAUUACAAAGAAGAGAGGCAAGAAGUUCUCAGGAUACACUGACGCAGCUCUCCAGGAGGCCCAGGAGAUUUUCGGUGGCGAUUUUGACUUUGCCGACUUCGACGCCGAAGGUGUGUACGACCAGGGGGAGGAAGAGGAGGAGGACCAGGAUGAAGAGGGCUGGGACCGGCCUAAGAAGCAGACUAAGAGAAGGGUGGGCCGGAAGAGCAUCUUUGAAAUCUACGAGCCCAGCGAGCUGGAGAGCAGUCACAUGACGGACCAGGACAACGAGAUCCGCUCCACAGACAUGCCCGAGAGGUUCCAGCUGCGCCCCAUCCCAGUGAAGCCUGCUGAAGAUGAGGAGUUGGAGGAAGAGGCUGAGUGGAUCUACAGAAACGCAUUCUCCACCCCCACCAUCUCCAUGCAGGAGAGCACGGACUACCUGGACCGAGGGACCACCACUAACUUCAGUAGGAAGGGCCCCAGCACCAUUGCAAAGAUCAAGGAGGCUCUGAACUUCAUGAGGAACCAGCACUUUGAGGUCCCGUUUAUUGCGUUUUACCGGAAGGAGUAUGUGGAACCGGAGCUUAACAUCAACGACCUGUGGAAAGUCUGGCAGUGGGACGAGAAGUGGUGCCAGCUGAAGAGCAGGAAGCAGAAUCUGACGCGUCUGUUCCGGAGGAUGCAGUCAUACCAGUAUGAACAGAUCUCUGCCGACCCUGACAAACCCCUGGCUGACGGCGUGAGACCCUUGGACACAGCUGAUAUGGAGAGACUAAAAGAUGUCCAGUCCAUAGAUGAGCUGAGUGACGUGUACAGCCACUUCCUGCUUUACUACGGUCGCGACAUCCCCAAGAUGCAGAACGCCGCCAAGGCCGCCAGCAGGAAGAAGAAGCUGAAGAAGAUCAAGGAGGUCAACGAGGAUGGUGAGGAGGAAGAGGUGGAGGAAGAUGAGGAAGAGCAGAAGGGACCAGAGCUGAAGCUGGCGUCUCGGAGAGACAUGUAUAGCAUCUGUCAGAACGCAGGGCUCGAUGGUCUGGCUAAGAAGUUUGGUCUGACUCCAGAGCAGUUUGGGGAGAAUCUAAGAGAUAGCUACCAACGUCAUGAGACAGAGCAGUUCCCUGCAGAGCCGGUAGAGUUGGCCAAAGACUACAUCUGCAGUCAGUUCAACAGUCCUGAGGCCGUGUUGGAGGGGACUCGUUACAUGGUGGCCAUGCAGAUUGCCAGGGAGCCUCUGGUCAGACACGUCCUCAGACAAACCUUCCAGGAGAGAGCCAAGAUUAAUAUCAAACCCACCAAGAAGGGAAAGAAGGACAUAGAUGAGGCCCACUAUGCCUAUUCAUUCAAGUACCUGAAAAACAAGGCUGUGAAGGAGCUGAACGGAGAUCAGUUCUUAAAGAUGUGUCAGGCCGAGGAUGAGGGACUUCUCACCAUCGACAUCUGCAUUGACCUCCUUGGGGUCAAAGGGUUGGCAGGGGACCAGACAUACUUCGAUGAGAUCAAGCAGUUCUACUAUCGAGAUGAGUUCAGCCACCAGGUCCAGGAGUGGAACAGGCAGAGGACUCUGGCCAUUGAGCGCUCCCUCACCCAGUUCCUCUACCCUCAGAUGGCCAAGGAACUGAAGAACAAACUCAUCGCCGAGGCCAAGGAAAACAUUAUCAAGUCAUGUUGCAGGCGGCUCUAUAACUGGCUGAAGGUGGCUCCUUACAGACCAGACCAGCAGGUGGAGGAGGAGGACGACGACUUGAUGGAUGAAAGUCAGGGCAAAGGCAUCCGUGUCCUGGGAGUGGCCUUCGCAGAUGGCAGAGACGCGCCAGUGUUCUGCUCUCUGAUCAACGGCGAAGGAGAGGUGGUGGACUUCCUCCGACUCCCUUACUUCCUGAAGAGGCGCAACGCGUGGCGCGAGGACGAGAGGGACAAAAAGCUCCAGGACAUCGACUCCCUGAAGAAGUUCUUGAUCAGCAAGAAGCCCCAUGUGGUGGCUGUCGCCGGGGAGAACAGGGAUGCCCACAUGAUAAUGGAGGACAUUAAGAGGACGGUCAGCGAGUUGGAGCAGGAGUCUUCUCUGCCCGCCGUGGGAGUGGAGUUGGUGGACAACGAACUGGCCAUGCUUUAUAUGAACAGUGCAAAGUCACAGACUGACUUCAGGGACUACCCUCCGCUACUGCGUCAGGCUGUUUCCGUGGCCAGGAAGAUCCAGGAUCCCCUGGUGGAGUAUGCUCAGGUCUGCAGCACAGACGAGGACAUCCUCUGCCUCAAACUGCACCCUCUGCAGGAGCAUGUUGUGAAGGAGGACCUGCUGAAUGCCCUGUACUGUGAAUUCAUCAACCGGGUCAACGAGGUGGGGGUGGACGUGAACCGGGCUAUCUCUCAUCCCUACACGCAGAGCCUGGUCCAGUUUGUCUGUGGCCUGGGACCGAGGAAGGGAUCACACCUGCUCAAGAUUCUGAAACAGAACAACACACGUCUAGAGAACCGGACCCAGCUGGUCACUAUGUGUCACAUGGGCCCCAAGGUCUUCAUUAACUGUGCUGGUUUCAUCAAGAUAGACACCGCCUCGCUCGGGGACAGUACGGACUCCUACAUCGAGGUUCUGGACGGGUCCAGGGUCCACCCGGAGACGUACGAGUGGGCCAGGAAGAUGGCGGUAGAUGCACUGGAGUACGAUGAGUCCGCGGAAGACGCCAACCCGGCUGGAGCACUGGAGGAGAUCCUGGAAAACCCAGAACGUCUCAAAGACCUUGACCUGGAUGCGUUCGCAGAGGAGCUGGAGAGACAAGGCUAUGGGAACAAGGGUAUCACACUGUAUGAUAUCCGGGCUGAGCUGAGCUGCAGAUACAAGGACCUUAGAGUUCCUUACAGAUCUCCCAACACGGAGGAGGUGUUUAAUCUGCUCACCAAAGAGACACCGGAGACCUUCUACAUAGGUAAACUGAUCACCAGUGUGGUAACGGGCAUUGCUCACCGGCGCCCCCAAGGGGAGAGUUACGACCAGGCCAUCAGGAACGAUGCCACAGGGCUGUGGCAGUGCCCCUUCUGUCAGCAGGAUAACUUCCCUGAACUCAGUGAGGUGUGGAAUCAUUUUGACAGCGGGUCGUGUCCGGGCCAGGCCAUUGGCGUGAGGUCCCGGAUGGACAACGGCGUCCAGGGCUUCAUCCCGACCAAGUUCCUCAGUGACAAGGUGGUCAAGCAUCCUGAGGAGAGGGUCAAGGUGGGAAUGACUGUUCACUGUCGCAUCAUGAAGAUCGACAUUGAGAAGUUCAACGUGGACCUGACGUGCCGGACGUCAGACCUUAUGGAUAAGAACAAUGAGUGGAAGCUUCCCAAAGACACCUACUACGACUUUGAUGCUGAGACGGAAGACAUCAAGGCAGACGAGGAGCUCAAGAAGAAACAGCAGCGAACUACCUAUAUAAAGAGGGUGAUCGCCCACCCCUCCUUCCACAACAUCAACUUCAAGCAGGCUGAGAAGAUGAUGGAGUCCAUGGACCAAGGAGACGCUAUAAUUCGGCCCAGCAGCAAAGGAGUGAACCACCUCACUGUCACCUGGAAGGUGGCUGAUGGUAUCUACCAGCAUGUGGACGUACGAGAGGAGGGCAAGGAGAAUGCCUUCAGUCUGGGACACACACUAUGGAUCAACACUGAGGAGUUUGAGGAUCUUGAUGAGAUCACAGCUCGAUAUAUUCAGCCAAUGGCAGCAUUUGCUCGCGACCUCCUGGGACACAAGUACUUCCAGGACUGUAACGGUGGAGACAGGAAGAAAAUGGAGGAGCUGUUGAUCAGGUCUAAAAAGGAGAAACCUACGUUCAUCCCCUACUUUGUGUCAGCGUGUAAAGACCUGCCGGGGAAGUUCAUCCUGGGGUACCAACCUCGCGGAAAACCACGUAUUGAGUAUGUGACCAUCAGUCCUGACGGAUACCGCUACCGCUCCCAGAUCUUCCCUACUGUUAACGGGCUGUUCCGCUGGUUCAAGGACCAUUUCCAGGAACCGGUUCCAGGCAUCACACCCAGCAGUACUCGAACACGAACACCUGCCUCUGUCAAUGCUACGCCAGCUAAUAUUAACAUCGCAGAUCUGACCCGGGCUGUCAACGCUCUCCCGCGCAACAUGACUUCACAGAUGUUCAACGCCAUCGCCGCGGUGACAGGGCAGGGCCAGGGCCAGAACGCCAGCACCACUCCCGCCCAGUGGGGUUCCAGCCAAUACGGUUACACCGGGGGCAGCAGCGGGGGUGGGGGAGGCAGCUCCUCAGCAUAUCACGUGUUUGCCACACCCCAGCAGCCGAUGGCAACGCCCAUGAUGACCCCCAGCUACUCGUACACCACGCCCAGCCAGCAGACCCUAGGAACACCCCAGUACCCUUCCUCCACCCCCUUGUCUUCUCACGGACACGCCCAGAGCAGCCACCAAGGCCACAGCAGCAGCAGUCACCACGGACACUCGUCCAACACCCCCUCCUCCUCUUCGUCCUCCCGCGGACGUACGCCCCAGCAGCCUAAGUCAAGUGGCAGCACAGCUGUGGACUGGGGAAAGAUGGCUGAGCAGUGGCUCCAGGAGAAGGAAGCAGAGAGGAAAAAGAAGACCCCUAGGAUGACCCCACGACCUUCCCCCAGCCCCAUGAUCGAGAGCACCCCCAUGUCCAUCGCCGGAGACGCCACCCCCCUUCUAGACGAGAUGGACCGAUAGGACAGGAGUUGGGGGGAGGCACCCCACCCCCCUUUACAACCCUUCCUAGAAUAUAUAUAUUCUCGUCAAUCUCAUCAACUCAUCCUUCUGCCCAUCCACACGUCUGCCUGCCCGGCCCCCUAAACUGGACCCAUGCCAUUCAGAUCCUCACCACCUCCUCAUCCCAGCUAACCCUCCUCACCUUCUUGUGUCCCAUUGGAAUCUGUUUCUAGCUACUGUGUAUCUAGCCAUGUUUCUGUCCCGGCACAUUUUGUCUCUCUCUAUCCCUUUAAUUUUGAUGCCGGCCACAUUGUCCAGUAUUUUAUAUAGUAAGUAUAUUUGACGUUGUCUGACGGGCAAAAUGUCAAACCAAAAGACAUCAGACAUUUGAAACAAACUAAGUAUAGGACAUGGACCUAAUGGAGAAAUUGUCAGGCAAAAUGUCUCCUUUUUUCUUUUAAAAACAUGCAAUGGGGUAGGCUAUGUAUUUUUUUUUCCUCUUUGAUUUUAAAAAACAAUAUGAAGAAAAAAACUAUUAGGAGGUGCUGGCAAAAGGGUCAUAUUGGUUGGCGGGUAGUUGGCCUGACCAGGUAGGCUGUUGUGUAAUGUCUCUUCUGGCCGAUUAGCCCUGCCCCUUCUUCUUGGACGAUUAGGCGGGUUACGGCGGGAGGCAGCCGAGCGGGCUAUUUGCCGAGCCAAUCAGGAAGCUUGUCUGCGUUUUUUGUAUUGAUCCACUGAAACGAAUAAAGACACUGUUUUCAGUAUGAACCUUAACUCUGCACUCUUCACAUUGUCUGUCAAACCCACAAACACACCUGGCAACAACCUUAAGAGUCUCUGGUGCUGAUAAAAAAGAAAAUGUGCUAUUUAGAAUUGAGAUCUCAUAAUGCUGCCAACUAAUAUGCGCUGAUUAAAACAUUGGGUAAAUGUGGUGGGAAUGAAUGAAAAGAAAACACAUUAGGAUGGAGAAAUGUGUUCAUGGCCUUUUCUAAACUCUACCACUGAGCCUUUUUGCAGUCACCACUAUCUCGUACUUGAACUGAAUGUUUUAACACCGGCAGAAUGCAAUAUGGAUUUUACAUGUCUGUCUGCGGUGGGCAACUGAUCCAGGAGGGCUAGAACUGUUUUCUUUUUUUCCAGGUACUUAGUUCAACUCACCUGGUGUCCUAGGUCUGAAUUAGUGUGUGAUUAGAUGAGGAUAAAAACCAGAUGUGUUUCAGCCCACCAGGAACAGAGCUGAACAGCCCUGGAUAAUAAACGUUUCUCUUCAGAAGACAUGAGGGUAGUACUUAUAGGCUUGUUCCGGUGUUCCCUAGUCUGACCAUGAACCCGGUUGCCAUGGAAACUCAUACCAUUACAACAGGACAAAGGAACCAAAGUAAUGGUUGACAGAUUUGUCAUGAGGAGACUAGGGUGAAUCUUUUUUUCUUGCUGUGACAACUUUAGAUGUUUUAGCUUGUUGUCUUCCAUGUGAAUGUGAGAAGGUUCAAUCAUUGUUUGGUAGUUUGUUGAAGCGUAGGCCUAUUAGUUGUAUAUUUGCUCAAGUAUAAUUAUAUAUAUUAACUUGUCUUUAGUCUUUAUUGUUCUUUGAAUCCUUGACGAGUCAUCAUGAUUUAAUAGCUUCAUUACAUAUAGCAGGUUUUAUUUGCAUUUCUUCCCUGGGCAGUAUCCCAGUGAUGUCCUUGUCAAGAGUGAAUAACUGUAUUAGGUUAAGAGGAUAUGUGAAGCUUAUAUCUAUAGAUUUUUUUUCCAUUCAGACUGAAAAGAUGGGUUAGGAGCUAAGGGUAAUGGCUUCUGGCCUAAAUGGAAGUGUCAAGUGGGCAUACCAUCAACUCAGCAUAAACCAGAUAAGAUAGCUGUUCAGACUUUGGUUUCAUCUACAGAUAAAUGUCAUUAAGGAUUCAUAUGUCUGAGAAAGAGGAUUGGGUCCAUUUUAUUUGUAGUGACACUGCCUUGUGUUACACAGAAACCUGUGUGUUGCAUGCUGGCUUCAUUUUUGACGGUUGCAUGUUAGAAUGGUUAUAAGGUUAUUACCCCGCUGAAGGCGUGUUCUGUGGAGAAUCCUCAUCAGUAAUCUGACUAAUAAUUUCACAUUAGUCUUGAACCAACAUAUAUGGUAAAAACAAAAGCUUUGUUCACACUGCCGGCCUUAACGCUUUUAAUUUUUAGAAAAACGAUUUGAAAUACUGACUGUAUUCCAUAUCGCAUACUGACACUUUCAAAUGCACAACAAAUCUGCAUUUGAAAGUGACCAAUUUGCGAUCAGACAGUGAAGUUUUGACCUCUCAUUGAGAUUUGUAGUUGGCAUAGUUAUAAACUCCCAACUCUUGUCCUCUGUACUGCUGUUCUUGUUUUUGUGCUGACGACAUACACAGCACAGGGAAAAAUUACUUGGAUGAAGAUAUUGGAUAUGUUCCGAUACAAGUCACCUAAUCUGAUUUUAUUAUGGUUUUUCCCUUUUCAUAAUGCAGGACACAUCUGUUUGGAAUCCGAUAUGGGGUCAAAAUGAGAUUUCAGUCACUUGAAAUGCCCAGUGUGAGCAAAGCUAAUUCUGGGAGUAGGUACAUUCUGGGAGUAUAGGUUUUUGUUUAGGGCUGGGAAACUGGACCUGAGUUUUUAAUUUGCAUUGUUUAAUCUUUUGCUCUCACUAAGCCUGUGGUUGUUAGCUGUGGAAGAAGCAAGAGGGAGAGAAAGGCGGGAUUUUAUCUCUGGUCUUACACUUCUGAUAACCAUGUUCUCUCUUCAAUAAAGCAUCCAUUAAUGCCA
Esox lucius (northern pike) is the source of this 8137-nucleotide messenger RNA. RefSeq names its product SPT6 homolog, histone chaperone and transcription elongation factor (gene supt6h). The record is from RefSeq and is a predicted model, not a curated record. Gene Ontology annotation, cellular component: transcription elongation factor complex. The coding region runs from base 149 to 5392 and encodes 1747 amino acids. Gene Ontology annotation, molecular function: nucleosome binding; DNA binding; histone binding. Lineage: Eukaryota; Metazoa; Chordata; Actinopteri; Esociformes; Esocidae. Gene Ontology annotation, biological process: transcription elongation by RNA polymerase II; nucleosome organization; mRNA transcription by RNA polymerase II. The transcript is spliced from 38 exons.